Messenger RNA from Stylonychia lemnae, 1890 nucleotides. The record is from the annotation of a GenBank genome assembly. Lineage: Eukaryota; Ciliophora; Spirotrichea; Sporadotrichida; Oxytrichidae.
AUGGGUCUCAAUAAUAUCAUUAAAAUGACAGUGACAGGAAGUUCUCCCUUGAAUAUAUAUGCGCCAAAUAUUUUAUAGACAGAUUUAACAAAUUAAUCCCUUAAAAUAACUGGCGCAAGAAGCAUUUGGAUGAGGUUAGGAGUGGUAGUAUCAGAUAAUACAGUGCAGUUGUAUUCUGGUUAUGAUUCCAGAGUUUAAUUCGCAUAUACUAAAAACUAAAAAUUGGCAUUUAAUCCAUAUCCAGAAGAUAACUUUAUUGGCCAGGCAAGAGAAGACAAGUAUGAAAUUUAAUUAAAGGAUUUCGCUUUUUGGAAGAACUAUGUGCUAACCUAGACUCAGAUGCAGUCUUUAUAUUUCAAAUGGAUGAAUAACAACAUCCAAGUAGACAAACUAACUCUCUACUACAGAAUGUCAUAGUAUUCCUCAAAUUAUAGAAUUUAUGACUAUGUAAACCCGUUUUUUUAGUCAAGACGAUUUAAUGGAAGUUAUGGAGCUGACAUUAAUGUCUAAGACUAAAUGCUAAGUUUAUACCUAGAUAAUAUGAGAAAAACAUUUUAUUAAGAAUAUACUGACUUGAAUACUAGGAGCUAUGCAGUUUAUAACCUUGAAAUUUCUGAUACUAUUAUUUUGCCUACUAUUCCUAAAUAGAGAAAAAGGGUUGAAAGUUUUACUUUUGAAACUUGGUAUCUUUUCAGGACAUUACCUACACAGAUGAUCAGUUUAAUAAGUAACUGUGAUUAAAUAAGUGAAACUGGAUGUGAAAAUUUCGCAAUAAAUUUAUAGAUAGGUUCUAGUAUUUAAAGCACAUACUUAGACUUAUGUGGUUAAAGAUUUUAAAGUCCUUAUGAGCCUGGAAUAGCUGUUAAUACUUGGUCCUAGAUGAGAACUCCUAAUGAUUUAUUUUAUGUUUAUAAAACACCAAUUGAAAGCUUUAACCCACCUUACCUAGUGAGCUAUUGGAAAUUUUACCUAGAUCAAAGGUAGCUAUCUUUAUUAUAUGACUAUGCAAUAAACACUAGAGGAUAGUACCCUGUAAAGAAUACAAAUACUUUUUGGCAGAUUUCCACAUAAGCUUCAUUAUGCGAUAAUGCUGCGUCCUUUAUUCAUUCAUGUGUUUCUGAAUAAGCAAUGAAAGAAAACUUAUUAUAAUUCAAGUAUAAAGAAUCAAUGGGAAUCGAUUUUGCAUAUACAGGGGAGCUAAGUGUUGCUUAUGAAUUUUGGGCUUACAUGGAAUUCAAUUUCACUUAAUCUCUUCUUAUUCUUGAAUCUAACUCUUCAAUAACUGGCUUGGCAGGAAUUAAUGGAACAAUCAAUAAUCAAUUCGUAUUUUUUGAGGGAAUAGAUGAAAACAAAACUAAUACCUCUGUAGAUAUAAAAACUCAGGGCGAAUGGAUUCACUUGACUCUCUACAUACAUGAUCAAGAUUUAGACGUAGAUGGAAAUCCUAUCACUAAAACCGUAGUUUACGUAAAUCGAGAAUAAAUUUAUUCUUGGUAAAAUUUUUAUCAAGUCAAGGAUUUGUAGUUGGUUUCAAAUAAAUCUUCUUAUUGUGGAUAUUUAAAAGAACUUAGAACUUAUUCAUUCCCAUCAGACGCCAGCUCAUCUGUCCUAUACUUGAUAUUCAAGAAUUAUAGGAGUGUUAUAUCAUACCCAUUGAUAUAUCCAUAUCUAGAGAUUUACAUCACUUUCCAAGAUCUAUCAACCUAUGAGUUCAUAUCAAAUAAUCAAAAAAUUUAUAACGAUUUUAUGACAAAAGACAUAUCAGGUAGAAUAAGUAAAAACAUAUCGUAUCAAAUAAACUUUGAAAGAUAAAAUAUGUCCUCUAACAUUUACCAAUCAAAGCUUAUAAUGUGCAGAAACGCUGGAUAUUGGGAUGGAUUAUCCUGUUGA